UGUGCUUUAAAACUAGUUUUUAUAAAGAUGCCCGUCCCUAAUGAAAAAAGAAAUAAUAAUAAAAAUAAAUCUCCAAUUCAUGUGCUUAGAAAUUAAAAUGAUUUCCAAGUAAAAAAUAAUAAUAAUAACAAUAAUAAUAAUAAAAAAAAGAAGGUGUUGAUGAUAGGGGAAGUCCCCGGCUAACUUGCAAAAAUUCAUUUUUCUUUUUUUUUCCAUAUCGAGGUAGCUUCUGGCUUCAGUCUCUACGGAAAGACAGAGAAAGAAAACAGGAUUGAGCCUGUUUCGCUGUGAGGGCUGCCAUUGGAGCUUCUUGGUUAACUGGUAAAGAUGAGACGUCAGGGCCAGUAUGCUGAUUCAGGUGUCAAUGCCUAUGUCACUGCUCAGAUGCAGCAUAUGUCUGGUCAGAGGAUGGAGCACAAGUCUAGUCAUUUCCAAGGACGGUUAGAAGGCUUGAAUUCUGAGAAGGAGCAUCUUUAUGGAACUUCAAAAGUGGAGGGACAAUGGAGAUGGGAAAGAGAUGGACCAAAAGUAUCAAACCCAUCUCAUGUGUUUAACGAGGGUCAAGGGGGUGAUGCAUUAUCCUUUUACCAGGGGCAGAGGCCAGAUGCAAAACUAGGUCUAGAGAAACAAAGCAACAAUGAUCCCAGAUCACAGCCCCAUGAAGAAGAUAUGGACAUUGGGUAUGAGGAUAAUCCUCUGUCACAUACUUUUGAAGGUAUUGAGAAGAAAUUCCAUGAUGAUCUUUUGAAGCUAGCCAAGGAACAAACUGAUGCAGAGGAUGUCGAAAAUGCUAGACAUAGGGAGAUAAAUGCAAUCAAUGCUCAAUAUCAGGAUCAACUAGGAGCACUUAGGGCUCGGCAUGCCAACCGAAGAGAUGAGUUCCUCCGGAGGGAAUCACACGCCCGGCAAAGUCAAUAUCAGCAAGCUGCAAUGGACCAUUUCUCUAAUAGUAGCAUGGGCCCGAGUGAUCCUCAUGGUUAUGAUAGGGUUGAAGAACAACGCCGAGCUUAUAAUGCUGAUCAUUUUGAUUCUUACAGAGAACGGGCUCGAUUUCUUGGGGGUGCCAGGGAUCAUGGGUUUGAACCCAGAGGCCAAUAUCCAGGCGGGCGUGUUUAUGACACAGGCUCUCGUUACUACUGACUUAAGUUGCUUACUGACAUAUAAAUCUUAAUCUGCUACUUUUUCUUCAAGGAUUUAUGAUGUUCUGGUUUGUUAGGCUGCCUAAAUAGCGUGUUAGUUUUGGCUUCUUCCCCAUCGUUACACUGCUUCUUCAUAUAUACAUAUUUUAAUUGUAAUGAUCUUUUUAUGUAGUUUAAGAUUUUAAUUCUUGGAUCA
Molecule: messenger RNA, 1335 nt
Organism: Vitis vinifera (wine grape)
Lineage: Eukaryota; Viridiplantae; Streptophyta; Magnoliopsida; Vitales; Vitaceae
Exons: 4
Coding region: 328-1140 (270 amino acids)
Source: RefSeq, a predicted model, not a curated record